This is a messenger RNA of Cannabis sativa, 2948 nucleotides long. RefSeq names its product protein FAR1-RELATED SEQUENCE 4-like. The transcript is spliced from 4 exons. The coding region runs from base 351 to 2777 and encodes 808 amino acids. Lineage: Eukaryota; Viridiplantae; Streptophyta; Magnoliopsida; Rosales; Cannabaceae. The record is from RefSeq and is a predicted model, not a curated record. Gene Ontology annotation, molecular function: zinc ion binding. Gene Ontology annotation, biological process: regulation of DNA-templated transcription.
GAGAAGAAAAAAAAAAGGUCUUAAAGACAUUUUAAGAUUGUUAAUGAUUAUCAUUUAUCAACAUCAUCAAAACUCCUCCCAAGUCCCAAAACCCAACCAGACCAGUCCCAACUUCACAGGCCUCAGCCUCUUCCCUCAGCUCUCUGAUUUCUUAAAAUCUCCGACAAAGCUCAAAAAACCGUAGGAAGGAAACAUUCUCGGAUCGGCUUAGCUUUUUGUCUUCCACUCUCUUCCACCAACAACUCCCACAUAUCAAAAUUUGAUUUUUAUUUCAAAGUAUAAGGUUUCCAUCGUUAUGGGCUCAAUUAGACAAAAGCUUAUACUUUAUUUGUGGGAAGAGAUUCAUUACAAUGUUUAUGGAGCAUAUGAAAAGGUGCAGAUUGAUUUCUAGUUCAGUUGAAAAUCAAGUGCUUGGUGGAUGCAAAGUUGAUUUGAAUAUUCCCACAAUGUCAUCAUCAAUGGAUAAUUCUAAUGUCAUAAUACCAAACCCCAUUGUUGAGCCUCAUGAUGGUAUCGAAUUCGAAUCUCAUGAGGAUGCAUAUACAUUUUACAAGGAGUAUGCUAAGUCUGUUGGAUUCGGUACAGCUAAGUUGAGCAGCCGUCGAUCCAGGGCUUCUAAGGAGUUUAUUGAUGCGAAAUUUUCGUGUAUAAGAUAUGGGAACAAACAACAAUCUGAUGAUGCUAUUAAUCCAAGACCUUCCCCGAAAAUCGGUUGUAAAGCAAGUAUGCAUGUGAAGAGAAAACAAGAUGGUAAGUGGUAUAUUUAUAGUUUUGUAAAGGAGCAUAAUCAUGAUCUUUUACCUGCUCAAGCUCAUUUUUUUAGAAGCCAUAGAAAUGCUGCUGAUACAAUGAAGAAUGAUGUUAGGAUUCGCAGACGAAAGAACUUAGCUAAUGUGUCUAAAUUAUUCAGUGCUUAUCAAAAUGUUGAAUGUUUAGAGAGUUAUUUAAGGAAUCAACACGAUAAAGGACGAUACUUGGUGUUAGAAUCAGGUGAUGCUGAAAUGUUGCUUGAACAUUUCAUGCAAAUGCAGGUUGAUAACCCGAAAUUCUUCUACGCUGUUGAUUUGAACGAAGAGCAUCGAUUGAGGAAUGUUUUUUGGGUUGAUGCUAAAGGAAUGGAAGAUUAUUCUAACUUUAAUGAUGUUAUAUCUUUUGACACAACAUAUUUCUCCAACAAGUAUAAAAUUCCUUUGGCACUCUUUAUUGGAGUGAAUCAUCAUACUCAGCCUACUUUACUUGGAUGUGCUUUGAUUGCAGAUGAGAGUCUUUAUACUUUUGUUUGGUUAAUGCAAACAUGGUUUAUAGCAAUGGGUGAACAAGCUCCAAGAGUUAUCCUAACUGAUCAGAACAAUGCCAUCAAAACAGCUGUUGCAGCUGUUUUCCCGAGCACCCGACAUUAUUUUUGUUUGUGGCAUGUAAUGGAGAAGGUACCGAGACAACUCGAGUUUUUGGGUAUGUGGCAUGAUAGUGUUAUGAAGAAGUUUAGUAAAUGUAUCUUUAAGUCUUGGUCAGAAGGACAAUUCGAAAAGAGGUGGUGGAAACUGAUAGAGAAAUUUAAUCUUAGACAAGUUGAAUGGAUUCAGUCCUUGUAUGAAGAUCGAAUGUAUUGGGUGCCUACAUUCGUGAGGGACAUAUCUUUUGCAGGUUUGUCUACAACUUCUCGAUUAGAAAGUUUGAAUUCUUUGUUUGACAAAUAUGUUCAACGGGAAACAUCGUUGAGGGAUUUCAUGGAACGGUACAGGGAAAUUCUUGAAGAUAGGUAUGAAGAAGAAGCUAAAGCGAAUUUCGAUGCUUGGCAUGAAACACCCGAGUUAAAAUCUCCAUCACCGUUCGAGAAACAAAUGUCUCUUGUAUAUACUCACGAAAUUUUUAAGAAGUUUCAAGUUGAAGUUUUGGGAGCGGCUGCUUGCCAUCUUAAGAAAGAAAAUGAAGACGGGACAAGCACAACUUAUGCUGUUAAAGAUUUCGAGGAUAGUCAGAAUUACAUAGUUCAAUGGAACGAAUCAAAAUCAGAUAUUUUUUGUUUAUGUCAAUCAUUUGAGUAUAAAGGUUAUCUUUGUAGACACGCGAUUGUUGUUCUUCAAAUGUCGGGUGUGUUCAGCAUCCCGUCUAAGUAUGUGCUGCAGCGAUGGACAAAUGCUGCUAUGAGUAGACAUCCCAUUGGUGAAAAGCUAGAUAAUGUUCAACGAAAGGUUCGUCGUUACAAUGAUUUAUGUAGACGAGCCAUAAUAUUGGGCGAGGAAGGAUCUUUGUCCGAACAGAGUUACAAUGCAGCUUUAAGUGCCAUAAAAGAAGCUUUGAAGCAAUGUGCAAAUUUGACAAACUCUUUAGAGAACAACACAAGACCCGAUACCUCAGCCGUAGUAGGUGGUGUUUGCACCGUCGAUGCAGAGAAUCAAUGCAGCAAUGCCUCUACUUACGAGGUAUCCGACGUUAAAGUGACCCCAACGCAUAGUGUCUCUGAGAGACCCGAGCCUGGGAAAGAGACCGCAAGUAAAAAAGGAAAGUUACAUCAGACAACAGAAGCUGCAAGUGUUGUCACUCAUCAAGGGAGCUUUCACCAAACGGAGUUUUCUGGAUCAAACAUGAUGCAACAGUUACAAAAUGUGGUAGUACCUACACAAUUACAUAACAUGAAUAUGAUGCCUCCUCCUCCUCCAACUGCAAUGUUUCAAACUGUUUCAGUAGCUCAGUUCCAUAACAUGGCUGCUGCUGCUGCUGCCGCGGCCGCCUCAACCACUCAUCUCCAUCACAACAACCCCAGUCUUCCUCGUUGAUGCGAAAUUCUCUUGUAAAAACCGAAACUUUAUUAUAGAAAUAUGUACAGGUACAUACAUGGAUUGAGUACUCACUUACUCUUAUCACUAACUGAACUGGCAAAAACCUUUAGGCUCUCAUUGGUUUGAGGUAAUGAAACGAAAAAGUAAUAAAAUUCUCAUUAUUAUUUA